UUCAAAAGUACCCGCAACCCCAAGCAGCCAUCGCCAGUGCUAGAUCUGGGAAGUUCCUGUGGGCACCGCCGACCGCUAAGACACCGUCCGUGAUGGAUAUGAUGACGCAGACUAUCGGGAUCCCUGCCACGCCGGGAGUCGACCCGCUUGACUUGUUCCGCGACGAGUAUCCUCUACCCAAAGGUUACAGCCAACCGCUGGACGAAUACGACUACAUCAUCGUCGGCGCAGGUUCAGCAGGGUCGGCGCUGGCGUCCCGCCUGUCCGAAGACAAGGAGAAGCCACGACCCAUGGUACUGGUGCUGGAGGCUGGGAAGCCGGAGCGUCUCCUGACUGAGGUGCCCAUGAUGGCGGGGCAGUGGCCAAUCUCUGAGUAUGCGUGGCCGUACCAGGCUGAGCCUCAGCCGGGGAUCUGCACAGCGAGCGAGAACAACCGCUGCUACUGGCCCCGCGGCAAGGCUGUGGGGGGCACUAGUCUCAUCAACUUCAUGAUAUACACCCGCGGUCGGCCGCAGGACUGGGACAGGAUCGCUGCGGAUGGGAACUAUGGCUGGUCAUAUAAUGACGUCUUGCAUUAUUAUAUGAAGGCUGAGAAAGCAGAUCUGAGGAGGCUGCCUAAACACCCUCCAUACCACGGUGAAGAGGGCCCGCUUAACGUCGAGAAUAUGUCUUUCAGAACUGGGCUAGUCGAGGCGUUUUUGGAAGCUGGAAGGCAAAUGGGCUAUCCAACUGUCGACUAUAAUGCACCAGAUGGCUUUGGCUUCGGAUACGUGCAAGCCACUACACACUACGGACACCGUGUCAGCGCCGCUAAAGCCUAUCUUCAUGAUCACAAACGUAGGAGGAACCUGCACAUCCUUCCCACAGCGACCGUCACUAAGAUUCUCAUUGAACCUAACACCAAGAGAGCGUACGGCGUUGAAUACGUCAGGAAUGGAAGAAAAUACACAGUAAGGUGUCGUAGAGAGGUGAUUCUAUCAGCCGGCCCCAUCGCCUCACCUCAACUUCUCAUGCUGUCAGGAGUCGGUCCUAAAGAGCAUUUAGAGUCCCUUGGAAUACCAGUCAUUAAAGACUUGCCCGUAGGAAGGACGUUGUAUGAUCACGUAGCGUUCCCAGGAGUUGUAUUUCCACUAAGCAGGAACAACGCAAGUUUGACGAUUGGAAAAGUUUUACAAGUAAAAAAUCUAUUACAGUGGUUUACAUAUGGCGAAGGGCCACUUUCCAGUAUCGGUUCGAUUGAAGGUAUCGGAUAUAUUAAAACAUCACAGUCGGAUGAUCCUGAGCAAGUGCCUGAUAUUGAACUAAUUUCCAUGGCAGGCUCACUAGCUCUAGAUGAUGGCCUAUUCUUUAGAAGAGCAUGGAAAAUUAAAGACAAAACAUACAAUGAAGUUUUUGCUCCCUUAAAUGGGCGCGACACUUGGUCUGCUGUUCCAAUGCUUUUGCAGCCAAAAUCCAAAGGCUAUUUAGAGCUUCGUGAUACUAAUCCCUUUUCUCAUCCAAAAAUGCACGGUAAUUACUUAAGCGAUCCUAGGGAUUUAGCGACUUUGAGGGAAGCUGUUAAGACGGUGAUCCAAAUAGGGCAAUCAGAGCCUUUUAGGAAGUAUGGUGGACAGUUGCAUCUGGCUUAUUAUUCUCAGUGUAAGAAUGAGGUAGCAGGAUCGGAUGCUUAUUGGGAUUGUGCUAUCAGGACGCUGCUCAUAAGUCUUCACCAUCAGAUAGCGACGUGUCGGAUGGGGCCACCGAAUGACCCCAAUGCGGUGGUGGACCCCGAGUUGCGAGUGUACGGGAUUGACGGGCUGAGGGUGGCAGACUCGGGAGUGAUCCCGCGGCCAACGGCAGCGCACUCCAACGCACCAGCGAUUAUGAUCGGCGAGAAGGCAGCUGAUAUGAUAAAACAGACAUGGUCCAGUGUGGUGCAUUAAAUUAAAUAAAUUUUAAGAUA
Molecule: messenger RNA, 1942 nt
Organism: Cydia fagiglandana
Lineage: Eukaryota; Metazoa; Arthropoda; Insecta; Lepidoptera; Tortricidae
Product: glucose dehydrogenase [FAD, quinone]-like
Exons: 5
Coding region: 93-1922 (609 amino acids)
Molecular function (GO): flavin adenine dinucleotide binding; oxidoreductase activity, acting on CH-OH group of donors
Source: RefSeq, a predicted model, not a curated record